CUGUGCAUGCGCAGUGAAUUCAAGCGAAACAACUCGGAACUUUUACCGCCAAGUGUUUUCUUCAAGUGCCUUUUAUUGCUUUUCCUAUAAAUUAAGAAAUGUUUAAGUGUACAAAAGAUAUGGAAAACAUAACUUUAAGUCCUACUAUGACUGCCAAAUUGAAAAGCAAAAAUGCUGCUAAAAAGAUCAAGGAAGGAUCGCCAAAGUUUCAAGAAGUCUUCAGAGAGAGAUGUCGACAAAGAAUGCGCGAGAAACGAAGACAAUUAUUUAACAACGGUAGAUUUGGUUUGGAAACAAGUUUGGAAGAAGUUCAAGAUACGUUAUCCGAAAUUGUGCGUAAAGAGUUGAACGAUCUCGUUACCACGGAUUUAGAUCCAACUCUGAAUCCUUUUUCUCCUAUAACCAGUGAACCACUUAAUACUGAAGAAGCAAUGGAGCUUGAAACUGAAAUACUUAAUGAAGAAGAACAAUGGAUAUUGGAAGAGUAUGAAAAAAUGUCACAGGAAGAAAUGGAGUCAUUAGCAUUAAUUGCAGAUACAGAAGGUGAUGAAGUCAUUUGUCCUAUAUGUCAGACAUCUAAUCUCAUUCAAAAAGAAAAUCAUAUAACUUGUACAUCCUGUGACUUCAUAUUGAAUGGUAUUAUCACCUUAAAAGAUCUAGGAUAUCUUAUAAAGAAAACAGCAAAUACUCAUUCUGAGAUAUGUAGAGAACCACCUGGUUUUCUAUCAGUUCCUGAAAAUAACACAUGUUUAUACUUAGUUUGUAACAAGUGUUCAACUUGGCUAUCAAUAGUAUAAAUUUGUAUAUUUCUUAAUUAUGAUAUUAACUUUCAGCCUUAAAAAUAAGCUAAUUUAUUUGUUUUUGUACAAUUAAUUGAAGUAAAUUAUUAUUAGUUUUUUAAUUGACUAGUUAUAUAAAUUUAAAUGAAUUUCAUAAUGGGCAUCACAUUGAUAUCCAUUAGGAUAAUACAAAAGAUUGUAAAUAUGAUCAUAUUUCCUUUUCUUAAGUCAAAUAUAAAAGUAACAAAAAAUUAUAAAUACGAAAUAAUAUAGGAAAGAGAAAAAAAAUGGAAUUAAAAUUUUUUUUAUGGAAGUAAACAUUUAACAGUACAUGAAUGUUUAUGUGAUUAUAUGAUACAUAUUGUACAAAAACAACAUCCCAUCAUUGAUUCUUUAUAUUUUUUAUGACUUAUGAGUACACAAUGUAAAUUUCAAAUAAAAGACGUCUGUAUAUUGUAAAAAUCAAAUUAAGUAAAUUUUAUGUUUUGUGAUCAUUGAAAGAAGCAGGUUAAGCUUUUGAAAGACUAUACAUCACUCACACUACAUAACAUUCUGUUAUAUACAAUUAAUAUUUAAUGACAAUAAUAACAUUACAAUAUGCAGAAGUCUUUCAUGGCUUAAGCUAAUAUUUAAAUUUUAUAAAUGAUUUGUACAUUAUCACAUGAAAUUUCGCAAUAAAAACUUCACAUUUCAUAACAUUAUUAGUAUAUUAUGUAUACUUAUAAUUUCUGAGCAACCCAUUUUUCAUCUCGUACGUAGUUCAAUUAUAUGCAAAUAUAAAUUCUUCAUUCUACUAUGCAAGUAUCAACAACUAUGUAUUCAAUAUAGUGUACAUACACGGUCGGUAUUGAUAAAAAUGUAUAAUCUUCAAUUGGUAAAUUUAAUUGCACCUAUAAUAGUAAAAGGCAUAAUUUCAUAGAUUUUAAACUUCUCAUUCCAGUCUUUCAUAAUAGAAUUUUAUGAUACCGAUUUCACCUAGGUACUCCUACAUGUAUUUCCCCGAGGUGUAAAAAGGUUUAUAUAACUUAGCGCUAAUUUUUCGUUAACAAUUCUUUAUUCAUUCAUUUUCCAAAACUAAACGAUUAAAAAAAAAUUACUUGUAUUUCAAUUAUCAUAAAAAUAUAUCGAUAACACACAACGUAUGUGUCCACAAUAUAUUUUUAUCUUAAAGAUAGAAAGAAAUGUUAUCUACGAAAAAAAAAAGAAUAAUUUUAAUAACAUUAAUUCCAUUUUCUUAUAGAGCAACAUAUAAAACGUUGAUCUUUUAGUAGUACUGCCAAAAAUAUGGUACUAAGUUGAAAACAAGCAUAGUAAAAAUAUAAUGGAAUGGUUUGCUCUAUAUAUUUUUCAUCAUUGUUUCCUUAAACAUUACCAAAAUAUAUAGGCAAGUAUUAUAACGAGUUAAAUGAGUCAACGAAAACACAAUUUAUCAUAAAAAUGUUAUCGCAAUCCGAACAUGAAAUAUAAUUUUUCUUAGCGCUGGAUGAAAGUAAAUACGUGAUGCGACAUAAUUACCUAAUAAAUAUAAAUGUACCUUUGCUUUGUUAAUAUCUGAUACAAACAUAACUGCGAUAACAGAGACAUAAAAAAAAAACA
Messenger RNA from Osmia lignaria (orchard mason bee), 2375 nucleotides. RefSeq names its product RPA-interacting protein alpha. Gene Ontology annotation, cellular component: nucleus. The record is from RefSeq and is a predicted model, not a curated record. NCBI's taxonomy places the organism in Eukaryota, Metazoa, Arthropoda, Insecta, Hymenoptera, Megachilidae. Gene Ontology annotation, biological process: protein import into nucleus.